Messenger RNA from Paralichthys olivaceus (Japanese flounder), 1590 nucleotides. NCBI's taxonomy places the organism in Eukaryota, Metazoa, Chordata, Actinopteri, Pleuronectiformes, Paralichthyidae. The record is from RefSeq and is a predicted model, not a curated record.
CCAGUGCCCUGUGUGCACAUGUACGACCUGUCAAAUGUGUUUGAUCUGUUUAUUUUUUUACAGGUGUGUGCAGCAAUGGAGUUGAAUGUUGCUAAAGUUAUCGUUCCAGCAGGAGGUAUUAUCAUCCUCCCAUUCCUCACUUUUAUUACCUUCCUCUUCUGGCCAGGAGCGCUGCUGAAGGCCUACAACUGGUUUAUACGUCGCAGGAUGGGGCUGGUGCUCAGCUACUCUUACAAUGGAAGUUACCGCUUUGGUUAUUUCAGCCGCGGUACACCAGGGGGCGCCGUUCCAUCGCUGCUGAUGCUUCACGGCUUCUCCGGCAGCAAGGACAUGUGGCUGCCCCUCAUUAAGUUCCUCCCCAAAGAUUUGCAUAUAGUGUGUGUGGACAUGCCGGGACACGAGGGGACGAGUCGCACCAGCGUUGAGGACUACAGCAUCCAGGGCCAGGUCACCCGGAUCCACCAGUUUGUGCAGAGUAUCGGUCUCGAUAAAAAACCCUUCCACCUGCUCGGGAUCUCGAUGGGUGGGAAUGUUGCUGGGGUGUACGCUGCCCGCUACCCCGCUCACCUGUCCUCCGUCAGCUUGAUGUGCCCGGCAGGUCUGGAUUCUCCCAAAGACUCUGAGUUCAUCACUCAUAUGAAGGAGCUGGAGGCGAGUCAGAAGGAGGAGUCGAUCAUUCUGAUCCCCAACACACUUCAGGAGAUGAGGAACAUGCUGAGACUCAGCUGCCACACCCCUCUUAACCUCAACCGACAGGUCCUCAAAGGUUUACUAGACAACAGAAUCCCCAACAACAGCUUCUACAAAGAAGUGUUACUGGAGAUCUCUGGGGAGAAGUCUCGUUACUCGCUGCAGGAAAACAUGCAUCAGAUCACAGUGCCCCUGCAGGUCAUCUGGGGGAAGGAAGACCAGUUGCUGGAUGUGUCGGGGGCAUCGCUGCUGCAGGCGGCACAUCCGAGCUGUCAGGUGGAGCUGUUGGACAACUGUGGUCACAGUGUGAUGGUGGAGCGGCCCAGGAAGUCUGCCAAGCUCGUCAUGGACUUCAUGUCAGCGCAUAAAGUCAAUGGAGAAGAUAAGAAACGGUCCUGAUGACCCCUGACCUCAUGAUGACGGUGAAGAGAGUGAUUGUGAAGAUGAAGAUUAGAAUAGUGAUGAUGUACAUGAUGAAGGCAAUGAUUGUGGUGGUGAUACACUGGUAUUGUUUAUUGUAAGACUUUUCCAAGACAGCCUUUAGAUAUGUUAACACUGAACAAACGCACAAACAUGCCUCCAACUGAAGUUACUCUGGAUUUCACACAGCACCAGGAUGUAAUCUCUGUUUUAGAUAUGAAAACCGAGUGAAAACAUUCCAUGUGAGGAUUUUUCACAUUUCUCUCUCAGAAAACUGUAUUUCUGUCUCGUUUCACUGAAUGACAGAUGUCUGUUUAUGUCUCAUCUGUCCUGCUGCAUAUUUAAUCUCAGAAACAUUCCGAUUUAUGAAUGGGAAAUUAUUGAUUUAUGUGUUAUUUGUAUAAACUUUUGAUAAAUUAUCACUUGUAAUCACUUGUUAAGGAUUUGCUAUGAAAAAUUAAAACUAUUUCACAGCUUAAA